Ornithodoros turicata is the source of this 6141-nucleotide messenger RNA. Its product is annotated as major facilitator superfamily domain-containing protein 3-like. Gene Ontology annotation, cellular component: membrane. Gene Ontology annotation, biological process: transmembrane transport. The coding region runs from base 203 to 1525 and encodes 440 amino acids. The transcript has 4 exons. Gene Ontology annotation, molecular function: transmembrane transporter activity. NCBI's taxonomy places the organism in Eukaryota, Metazoa, Arthropoda, Arachnida, Ixodida, Argasidae. The record is from RefSeq and is a predicted model, not a curated record.
UGGUAUGUCUGCUUCCAAACAUGGCGGCCUCCAAAUGUUUGUUUGACAAGAAGUUUACCAAGCACUUGAGCCUUGAGCCUUGAACUUUCAUUCCGGUCAUUAUCUUAACACAACCCAUGUCACACCAGCAGCGGAGGCUACUAGCAACCUAGUAUCGUCAUGCACGGAAGCUACGUGUACGUGUAGAAAUUUGGUCCUCGAAAUGGCUCUCUCGUAUGUGUUUACGCGUCAGUCUCUUUCCUCCUACCUCACGUAUGGGUACUUGGGGUUGCUAUACUUCCUCGAGGGCGUACCCUACGGCAUGCAAGACAAACUUCUUCCUCAGUAUUUGAGGUCGGAAAAUUUCUCUUACGGAAAGGUUGCUCUUGCACGAAUUCUUCUUGUGCCCUGGGUUUGCAAACCGCUUUACGCUUCAUACAUCGAACAGCGUUGGACGCAAAAAAGAUGGCUGCAAACAUUCCUAACUCUUCUUACGGCUGUCACCUGCUUCAUUUCGUUUCUGGAUCAAUCCACAACCGCCUUAGUAGCGUCAUUGCUGAUUGUUAACAUUCUGUCCGCAUGUUUAGAUGUAUCCGUCGAUAGUGUCGCAAUGGACUUGCUUCAUGGUUCACAACUUGCCAUGGGAAACGCAAUUCAAGUUGGUGGCUAUAAAGUGGGAGCCAUUUUUGGUGGUGGGGUUUUGCUUUUUCUGCAAGUGUCUUAUGGCUUUAAAGGGGUCUUGCAAGGACUUUGUAUAAUGUACUCGCUCGGGCUGGUUGUGGUUACACUAUGGAAACAUACGUCGAAUGAGAAGGAACUGGAAAAGAGUGGCAAAAUUGACGGUGUGCGCAAGACUACCACAAGGGAGAAGAGAAGCGGAACACCAAGCGAUAAAGGGGGCGACGGGAGCGUUGAUGAUUCAGCCGAUUUAAAACGUUACGGCAUUCUGCAGAGGCUCAGGUGGGCUAUUUCAGUUGAAGGAACCUGGGGCUUGCUUGUUUUCUUGGCACUUUACAAGUCUGGGGAAUAUGGCAUGGUCACAACGUAUCCGUCGUUCUUACUGGACAGAGGACACUCUUACGCAGUGAUUGGAGUCCUUAAUGGCUUUGUUGCUCAAAUUAUCUCACUCCUUGGGACGUUGUCUGGAGUGCCUCUUUCACGCAACUUGAGGAAGAACAAAUCCAAUUUGUUCUGGCUCUGUGUCGCACGCCUGGUGCCCUCAAGUAUAAUUGUUGCUACAAACAUGGGCUUCCUUUCCGCAGCUGCUGACAUGUAUGUAGGAGUAGCAUCUCUGCUCCUCCUCAGUGCCAUCAGUGGAAUGAUCACAACAAUCGCAUUCACCAUGAUGAUGGCAUGCUCUCAGAAGACACCUCGUGGCUUCAAGUCAACCCACUUUUCACUGUUGUGCACGGUGGAAGUUUUAGGGAAGCUGGCCUUCUCGGUCUUAGUUGGACCACUCGUAGACACUCUCGGCAAAGCCCCAACGCACUUUGCGAUGACGCUCCUAAUGGGCGCAUCUGUCGCGACGGUUAGCUUCUUGACGUGAAGGCGACAUUCAUGUACACGUUAAACUGAAAGGUGUUCAACACAAUUUCCACUUUCUCUGUCUCUGCUUCCCAAGAAGGGUGACAAUGCAGAGUGUGCUCUCAUUGGUUUCCUCAAGCAAUUUGCCCAAUCAUCACAGGAGACCGUUUGAAGAGACCAACCCGGUGAUUGUCCGCACUUUCACACUUGUUGAGAAAAUGAAAUGUGUAAAUUGUGCUUUCUUCAGUCAUAGAUGAUAAGCGGGCCAUUGGCAUCUUUGAAGUAUCUUUCACGACAGUUGAUGGAGAAAUGGUUUGAGGAAACCAAUGACAGCCCCCUCCGCAUUGUCACCCUUCUUCAGAAGAACAGGGGGAGGGAAAGAGUAAUUUGUGGUUUCCUUCCACGGAGACAUUCAAAUUUAAGCAUCUGGCAACUGGGAACAUCUUUUCUCUGGGCAUUCUGCAAUGCUGGAACCCACGAAAGCCUGAGUCGGAUGUGCCGUGCAAGUCAAUUCCGUGGCGGACGCAGCUCUGUUCUGUGGUGCACCCUGGUGGAGUUAAAAGUAAAUAGUUACUGCUUGAGGUGCAUGAUCUCAAAUCCAAAUGUAGCAGAGAGUAGUACAACGAAACAGUGGCGGAGGCGUCCUUUUCUCCGCCUUUUUUGGGCAUUUACAGGGCUUGCUGUACGUGCAGCGCAAACACUCGGUACCCCCGGGUUGAUGCAUGUGGGGGAACCUUCCUUGCUCCGCCCAUCCGAAGUCGCAAAAUACGCGGUUCCGCCAGAGCAGAAGCUCUUUCAUCCCAUCACCAAAAUGUGCUCUUGCUUAUUAUCCUGCACAGAGCCUCCACAGUUUGUUGACGAGCAUUCCUCUUUAAUUAAUUAAUUUAUAGACUGUAUUCAUGAACGAUAUGGGAUAGUUCAGUGCCAGAAAACAAAUCAGCAAGUGACAUUAGAGGGGCUGUGAAAGCCCUCUCCAUAAUGCUUCAGUUUUUGGCUGAGACAUUGCACAACCAGUGACAAGAACAAUGAUCACAGCUCACCUGCAGCGCUUACGAGGGGUAUUUGAGCUGCACGCCCUCUAGAAAACACUUUUCUUCACAGAAGGUGUAAGUGAAUGAAUGGCGCUGACGUCACUCCUUGACGGAAGAGGUAGUCCGCCGCAAGCAGCGCCGUGCCUUGUCCGUAGCCGACACAUUUUCAGUGCGAAAUGAGACGUUGCCGCCCCCCCCCCCCCCCCCCCACACACACACACACGCACGUAGAUGCUACAUCAAACUGACCUAGUUGCCAUAUUGUCUGGUGUAUUGCGCAUGUGGCAUACAUAGAGCCUGAAGUUUUCGGGAAAUAUUUUUUCCUACAUUCGGGGGGUAAAAAUCGGGUAAAUAAACAUGAGCACUAAAUUCAUGCAAAUUCGGAUGAAAAAACUUCCAGUACGCUAAAUUCGGGGAGAAAUCGGGCUCAGUUAUUCAAACUAACUGUAGCGGUUUGGUACAAACGGUGAUGUAACUGCAUUUUUCUGCCAAAGAAGUAAGUUAGUGCAUUCCAACAAGACAUCCCAGUGAGGGCAAUUUGCCGGGUAAAAAUCAGGUUUCACCCUAAAGAGGCAACCUUCAAUUCGGGGUGCAAAUUCGGGGAAGAAUCGGGUGAAACCUUAAAACUUUAGGCUCUACGCAUACAUAGUAAGACAUCUCCCGAAGAGGCAAUGCGCGUGUUAUAUACCGGUGCACGUUAUGCAUGGGAGUUUUUCCUAUAACAGCGGCUUCUACAAAGACGCCGUGCUACCUCCACUCUCCAGCCUUGAUCCAGGCGCAUGGCAGAGGCGUAAAUCGUUCGUUUUAGAGCCGUGUUUGAGAAAUAUGGGGAAUGUAGACGGUGAGCAUGAGUAGCGGAAAGAGGCGACAGGCAUGCCGAGGUGGCGAUGUGGGUCCAAGGAAGAUGAGACGACUUCGGGAUGUCGGUGAUCCCCAUCUCAUUUCAGGAGGCUGGCGUUGUUGAGGAGGAAUGUGAGAGCGGUGAGGAGACUGAGCUCUGCUACGCAUCAAAUCUGUUGGAUCGGACUUUGCUAAAAAUUGCAUCCGCGAUAUGUCCAAUAGUAACUAACUACACGCGACCCAACAGGCUUCCAUCACUGUGGACACUAACGGUAAUGUAGCUGCAUGUUAUGCAUCGAUGAGCAUUGUGCAUUUCCCAAAAUUCCGUCAUAUUUUCGGGUUGCACAUUAUACGCUGGAAAAUACGGUAUGUCUUGUCAGGAGAUUGUGCCAGUCGUCCAAGGUAGCGGCGACCCGCUCAUGGAUGCUUUCACGGGGCGUUUUUGCAAAUUUUUGCAGUGACAAUACCAGUGGUGUUCACCCCCCCCCAAAACGUCAGUUUAUACAUUGGAUUUCCCUCUCUCUCCCCUCCCCCACUACGCGCUUCGACAAAGGAACCGCCCCCCCCCCCCUCCUAAACCUAGGGUACUCGAUCUGCCCCUAGACAAGACACUGGAGAGUGGAAAUAUUUUGCACGGUGGCUCCGGUAGACUACUUGAAUUGAAUUGAAUUGAAACUUUAUUUUACAUUGUAGCAUGUACAAUGUGGGAGGCCCAGUGCAAAAAGCUGCAAGAAGCAGCUUGAUGAAUGAAACAUGCUUUCGAGCAAAUCUAAAUGUCACCCUGCUGCUUUAAUAGAAUACUGUGUUCCUUUUAACUAGAACCAAUUGCUCAUUAUUGCAAAAUUUUCAGGGCAGUUCUACAGCCCCGAUAUAGGUUCAGGUGCUCCGACACCAUUUCCUCAAUUUAUGCCGUUUCAGCAUUCAGGUCACUCGGUAACCUUCAAUCAGUCAAUCAAUCACUUCUUUUCCAUCAUGUGAUGAAAGGAGGACCGAGAAAAAGUUGGAAACCUUUUGGACUCCCUUAGGCUAGGUUGAAUCAACUAAAGCUAUUUUCCGCUGGCUUCCCGAUUUUGUAACACCUUUUGCAAAUCCGCACUUGAAUACAUAGAUGCAGGCUAAAUCCCAGCCGUAGACAUCAGCAACCUGGUGGCAGAGUACAAGUUUCUUAGUCUUCUGAGAGGGAUGUUAAACACUACACGUGUCACAUGUUGAGAUUCCAAUGUACAUUAAAGAACCUUCAAGUGGGCAAAAGUAAUUUGCGGACCAACCACUGUGGCGUUGCUCAUGGUCCUAGCUUUCUUGCGUUGUAACGCAGAUAACCACGUCUCUGACUGACUAAGUGUUCCAUUAUGGUGGUCAGUGGUCACAGACUGUAUAACAUGUGUGACAUUGCUCAUCCUCUGUCAUAUGCUAUUAAGUAUAUGUAACAAACCAAAAUGCUUAUGUGAUCACAAUGUUUGCUGCAAUAAGUUUGAAUGUGUGUGCGUAUUCGAUGCUUGUUUCAUGUGCCUUGCAUAGAUACUGAUGUUGCUUCUGUAAACAUCUGCAUAGCUUCGGGAAAGGAAAGUACCUAGAAGUUUUGCAAAUGACUGCGCACAAAUCUGGGCAUUUAUAUUUCAUGCAACAGUAUUGGACCAGUCUUCUUCACUGAGAGCUCACGAGAGCUCACAAGUGGAGCGCGUUUUGGACCGAAUUAAUUUUUAGCAGGUUAGCAUUCUUGCAGGAGAUGGAGAUUAUCCAUGCUCAUGUAAAAAAUAUGAAGCUCACCUAUACCCAUUGUUUUGAUCACACUUUUGAGACAGACUUUAUGCAUACCUGCCUAGACAGGCAGUAUUGUGGCUCAAAUAUAGUAUUUUUUUUUUACGGAGCAGCAGCAACGAAGGCUAUAAUGUGGCUGAAGUGAAGAUAAAAAAAGAGGCCGUUACUACGCUACUCCUGUUCUAAUGUUAGGAAUCUAGAGCUGUUUUUACAAUCCCGGAAUUUCAAAAUGUGGAUCCCGGGAUGGGAUCCGGAUUUUUUCGCAACUAUCUCCAGAUGUCGUGUAGGACAGUAUCCUGCACAACCAUGCCAUCACAAAUUGCGAUACAGCGCAUGUUUCCUGUCAUCUCCACGGAACAUUCCAGUGGAAGAAAAAGAAAAAAGGAAACAAAAAGCAGCUCACAGAGCAAAAGCCGUGUCACCUAUCGUUCUUUGCAUUGAAAUGAGUCUCUUCUUGUCGUAUGCUAUGAAAUAUCUUGUAGCUGCACCCAGGAUAAUUUCUGCGGUUAGCAGUGCACGAGAAGAUAUGACUUUCAGCAAUUGUACUUACGUGGCCGCUAAAAUCAACGACGUCUUUCGCAUCUUCUGCUGGAGCAUUCUGAGGAAUGUCACUUGUGUGAAUACAUGGGAUGGUGUGUUUUGCUCUUCUCCCCAUUCAUACAUCCUCGGUAACUGUUGUGUUCUGGUGUCUAGCGGAGUCUAGUUUUCUGAAAAAGGCUGCCUCAAUUUUCUAUUUUCACUUUGAGAUAUACGUAUUCGUUAGGAUCAGAAGAACAAAAACAGAGAUUCUGCAGUAUUUUGUGUAGCCUUGUGAAUUGGAAGACUCCUUCUGAUUUCAUAGGAGUUUUAAUGCUACUUGAGGGCAGUUUUCCCACUAUGGCUAGCGUGGUUCACAUGAGUCAGCAGGUAAGGUCGUUGCCUUAACCUACCCCAGAUGCCCGGAGGAGAGCACUAGAAUGCAUGGUACUGAUUUGAGAAGUGUGGCAAAUAAAAAAAUGGGAGCCAUUGA